CCAGCAAACUGUAUAUGAACGUUUCUCUAUGGAUCCCAAGACGAAGGCUUUUGUUGUUUGUUAUGGAAGGAAACCAAAACCUAUUACGGAGUAUAAAAUAUAACUAUAUUAAUGACAUUUUUGUUAAUAAUAAAUAUUUUGAUCUCAGUCCGAUGAUUCUUGAUAACAGAAAAUUUUUGCUCAAACUGAGUGAUGAAGUUUUUUCUUCUUACAACAAGAAACGGGAUAUACAUGUGCUUUGUCUUUUUAAUUCUACUGAGGCUGAUAUAGAUAAUUACUAUGGGUAUUUUUAUAAGGACGAUUUUGAGGACUUCUCCAAGCUGUCCUCCUUCGUCGCUGACUGUGUGAAGGCCACCAGCAAGAGCACGGAGGCUGUGAAGCUUUCCGCCGUCCCGCAAAUUAAGUACAGAACGAGCAAGAAGAAGUGA
This is a messenger RNA of Plasmodium cynomolgi strain B, 428 nucleotides long. RefSeq lists its product as hypothetical. The annotation marks the transcript as partial. The record is from RefSeq and is a predicted model, not a curated record. NCBI's taxonomy places the organism in Eukaryota, Apicomplexa, Aconoidasida, Haemosporida, Plasmodiidae. The transcript has 2 exons.